Molecule: messenger RNA, 1800 nt
Organism: Podarcis raffonei (Aeolian wall lizard)
Lineage: Eukaryota; Metazoa; Chordata; Lepidosauria; Squamata; Lacertidae
Gene: SLC29A4
Product: solute carrier family 29 member 4
Exons: 11
Coding region: 201-1793 (530 amino acids)
Biological process (GO): nucleoside transmembrane transport
Cellular component (GO): plasma membrane
Molecular function (GO): nucleoside transmembrane transporter activity; monoamine transmembrane transporter activity
Source: RefSeq, a predicted model, not a curated record
CCUCCCCUUCCCCUCCCGGACCCGCGAUCCGCCGAGGUUGCCCGGAACCGGCGUCGGCGGGGCGAUGGGGCUGCGCGGCGGGGCGAGGCCGGCGGCUCGGUCCGGGCAGCGGCGUCCUCGGGAGCAGCGGCGUCGGCACUGGCACUGGCGGCGCUGAGCGGGACCGGCGAGCCGAGCGGCGGCUGGAGGGCCAACCAGCCAUGGGUUCCGUGGGGGGCGAGCACUUCAAGGACCUCAGCCCCGUGGUGACUCCCGAGGGGAACGUAGUGAUGAGCUUCAGCUUUGACAGCUACCAGCUGGAGGAAGAGGAGCUUCAGGCCAAAGGCUGCCAGGCCAAAGGAGUCCUCACCUUCAUGGAACCAGUCUGCGAAGACCCUGAGCCCCAGGAUCGCUACCAUGGGAUCUACUUCGCCAUGCUGCUAGCAGGGGUCGGUUUCCUCUUGCCUUACAAUAGCUUUAUCACAGACGUGGACUAUCUCCAUCACAAAUACCCAGGGACCUCUAUCGUGUUUGAUAUGAGCCUUACCUACAUCUUGGUCGCCUUGGCAGCCGUCAUCCUCAACAACGCGCUGGUGGAAAUGUUGAGCCUCCACACCAGGAUCGCGGUGGGGUACCUGUUUGCCUUGGGCCCCCUCCUCUUCGUCAGCAUCUGUGACGUCUGGCUGGACCUCUUCACCCAGGCGCAAGCUUACGCCAUCAACCUCAUUGCCGUGGGCGUGGUGGCCUUUGGUUGCACAGUGCAGCAAUCCAGCUUUUAUGGCUACACCGGGAUGUUACCAAAGCGCUACACCCAGGGGGUGAUGACCGGCGAGAGCACCGCCGGGGUCAUCAUUUCGCUGAGCCGCAUCUUCACCAAACUCCUCCUGUCGGACGAGAAGGAGAACACCAUCAUCUUCUUCUUCAUCUCCAUCACCCUCGAGCUCCUCUGCUUCAUCCUCCACCUCCUGGUGAAGCAGACACACUUUGUGAAGUACUACACGGCCCGCUCUCGGGACAGGGGGGCCCCUGAGUGCAGGGGGGCUGGGGGCCAUGGCUCCGGGUACAGGGUCCACCACGACGUCACGGCUGAAGACAUCCGAUUUGAGAACCGGCCGGGUGGGCAAGAGGCCUCCCCCCCAGAAGCCUUUGGGCAGGAGGGGGAGCUGGCUGGCGGCGGAGGCACCUAUGUGAGAUUUGACGUCCCUCGGGCCAAAUUUCAGAGGAGCUGGCCGAGCUUCAGAGACAUGAUGCUCCACCGAUACAUCGUCUCGAGAGUCAUCUGGGCGUACAUGCUCUCCAUCGCGAUGACGUACUUCAUCACGCUGUGCCUCUUCCCCGGACUGGAGUCGGAAAUCCGGAACUGCACCCUCGGGGAGUGGCUUCCCAUUCUCAUCAUGGCCAUCUUCAACCUCUCCGACUUUGUGGGCAAGAUCCUGGCUGCCUUGCCUUACGACUGGAGGGGCACACACCUCCUCAUCUAUUCCUGCCUGAGGGUCGUCUUCAUCCCGCUCUUCAUCAUGUGCGUCUACCCCAAUGGGAAGCCCACCUUCGGCCACCCGGCCUGGCCCUGCAUCUUCUCCCUCCUGAUGGGCAUCACCAACGGCUACUUUGGCAGCGUGCCCAUGAUCCUGGCAGCAGGCAAAGUGAGCCCCGAGCAGCGGGAGCUGGCAGGUAACACCAUGACCGUCUCCUACAUGUCGGGCUUGACUCUGGGCUCGGCCGUGGCCUAUUUCGCUUACAGCCUCACGAGCCUGUCCCACAGCACCUGCUUCCGCACUGAGACCUACAACAGCUCCAUCACGCCAGGGUAUUGAGCGGAGG